AUGUCGCGAGAGUUUCAUGUGGACGAAAAUGUUUCGACUAAGCAGUUGAAUCACCAAUCUACGUCCCUUGUAAUACCGCAGCUUGCAAGGACCAGAAUUCACAAUUCUAUGUACUACAAGAUCAACCUCGACCCAGCAUCUCUGCGAGGCGAUACCAUGGUCCAACUGUCUAAGACAAUGAUGCGCGACUUUGGCACGUGUCGUGACAAUGCGCGCCGUAUGGCAUUGGUCUGCGGCGGCGUUGAGUUCAAGUGCUUGCUAAUGAAGCUAGUUCAUCUAAGGCCUCAAUGGGGCCAGAUUGUCACCAUAUUGCAAAAGGGAAACGAGCGGUCGUCAAAGUUUGACAACAAAUAUUUGGUGGUUCUUGUCCUCGUCUAUCUGCGAAUACAAUACUACUUUUUGCCGGACACCUCUGAUGAGGAGAAGGUGACUGGCGUCCUUAAUCUCAAUAAGCGGGGAAGUGUCAGUUCUGGAACCUUGCGGGGCCUCUUUAGGAUCUACUUGAGUGAUUAUCGUAAGGUCAAGUCAAUUAACCUAGAAACAGACUACUGGUAUAACUCUGCUAGCAAAGUGCCAAAGACACUCCACAUCGAUGAAGUGGUGGACUGGCUCUGCACCCAGGAUCAAAUAUGGGGGAUUCCUCUAGGCAGGUGUCAAUGGUGCAAUAUAUUCAAAGAGACUAGUAGUGAGGAAGAAAGCAGUGAUGGUAGUAGCGACAACAGUGGCGACGAAAGUGCAGAGGAAGACAGCGAUAAUGCAAGUAGCUAA
Messenger RNA from Lachancea thermotolerans CBS 6340, 768 nucleotides. RefSeq names its product U4/U6-U5 snRNP complex subunit PRP38 (gene PRP38). Gene Ontology annotation, cellular component: precatalytic spliceosome. The transcript has a single exon. The coding region runs from base 1 to 768 and encodes 255 amino acids. The record is from RefSeq and is a predicted model, not a curated record. NCBI's taxonomy places the organism in Eukaryota, Fungi, Ascomycota, Saccharomycetes, Saccharomycetales, Saccharomycetaceae.